AUGGCCUCCCGUCUCGCCCUCAGCACCCUCCGGGGCGCUCGCGUUGCCCCCCGCGCCAUCCUCCAGGCUCGCAACUACGCUUCGCGUGAGUACCCCGAUCGACUCGAACGAACCCGAACGAUUCGCGCCACCCAAAGAUGGAAGGAAGAGACUGGAAGCGAGAGAGAGAUGGAAGACUGGAGAAGCGGCGGAUACACUUCAGUGCACGCCAAACGCACCGGCAUCGAUCUCGAGCACGGCAAACGUCGCGAUCGCGGUUUUGAAGUUCUCUGGGGCUGUCAACAAGCGCAAAACGAGAUCGAUGUCGAUGUGUUGGCGAUCCAGCCCUCGCCUGACGAGAAGGCGUCGGAGAUCAUCAACAAGGUCCCCUCGUCUUCGCUCUGGUCCAAGACUGGCGGUAUCCUCCUUGGUACCGGUCUGACCGCCGCCGCCGUCUCCAACGAGCUCUACGUCGCCAACGAGGAGACUGUCCUGUUCGUCGGUUUCCUUGUCAUCCUCGCGGCUAUCUCCAAGUCGAUCGUCGCCCCUUACAACUCUUGGGCUGAGGGUCACAUCGGCCGCAUCCGCGACAUCCUCUACAAGGCCAAGGACGGCCACGCCUCGUCGAUCAAGACCCGUCUUGACUCGCUCGAGUCGCUCAAGGACGUCGUCCCCCUCACCGAGCAGCUCUACAACGUCUCCAAGGAGACUAACAAGAUCGAGCACGAGAACUUCCUCCUCCAGCAGGAGUCCGCCAUCAAGGCCGAGGUUAAGGCCGUCCUCGACUCGUGGGUCCGCUACGAGCAGCAGCAGCGUGAGGCCGAGCAGCAGGCUCUCUACAAGACCGUCACCUCCAACGUCGCGUCUGAGAUCGCCAAGCCCGCCACCCAGAAGGCUCUCCUCGAGGAGGCCCUCACCAAGAUCGAGUCGCUCUCCAAGGCCAAGGAGAUCUAA
Messenger RNA from Trichosporon asahii var. asahii CBS 2479, 933 nucleotides. Its product is annotated as ATP synthase. The transcript is spliced from 5 exons. Gene Ontology annotation, biological process: proton motive force-driven ATP synthesis. Gene Ontology annotation, molecular function: proton transmembrane transporter activity. The record is from RefSeq and is a predicted model, not a curated record. Bases 1 to 933 code for a protein of 310 amino acids. Lineage: Eukaryota; Fungi; Basidiomycota; Tremellomycetes; Trichosporonales; Trichosporonaceae.